Paramecium octaurelia is the source of this 1500-nucleotide messenger RNA. Lineage: Eukaryota; Ciliophora; Oligohymenophorea; Peniculida; Parameciidae. The record is from the annotation of a GenBank genome assembly.
AUGUCUGAAUAAUAAAAGCAGCCAAAUAUUAUCAAUUGCUUCUAGUAAUACAAGCAGGGCAUUCAGAAUGCUUUCAAAAUAUUGGAAGAGGUAGAUUUUGAAAUGCCAGAGGAAGAGGUGAAGCAAAAAGUUCAAAAGCAGGUAAUGUCUGUAAUCCAAAGUUUAGAUUGAAGAUUAAAAAUAACCGAUUGAACCUAAAUUCAUUUCACAAGCAGAUGUAAAAAGAGCGCUUGAGAAUUUUGAUAAAUUAAUUUGUUAAUUAUAAUUAGUAACACCAUUAUAUAGUGAUCCAAAAUAGUACAAUUAUCAAUAAUUAGUUUAAAUUUCGAGUCAAAUGAUAGGACUAAAAGGUAGACUUAGAUGAAGCAUCAAUAAAUGUGGGAUCAAAUCAAGUUGUAAUAGAAGGAUCGAUUUGCGAGGUUUUAAGAUUAGGAGAUCGUGGAAAGUAUACUAGAAUUAGACUCUUAAUUAAAAGAGGAUUAUGAAUAUAAUUUCUAAUUUUCAAGUGGCAGUCAAAAAAAGACAAUUUAAAUCAAAUAUCACGAUGUUUUAAAAUUAAAUCCACCCAAUUAUUUGAAUGAUGGAAUUAUAAACUUUUAUUUAAAAUUUAUCGAGUUCGAAUUACUCGACGAAUCCUUGAGGUCCAAAACCUACAUUUUUAACACUUAUUUUGUGGAGAAACUAUGUCCCUUUGACAAAUUGCAGACAAUCUAAUAGAAUGACAAUCAUAGAAUAAAUGAGUUGUUCAAACAAUCCUAUGAACACAUAAAGAGAUGGGUCAAAGAAGAUUUGACUGAGAAAGAAUACUUGCUAUUUCCCAUCAAUUUGCCUGAACAUUGGUCUCUCCUGAUUGCUCAUAAACAAAGCAAAUCUUUUUAAGAUUCUGUUAUCAUAUACUUGGAUAGUUUUGGAAUCAUAGAUUAAAAGUUAGUUACAAUAAUAAAGAUGUAUGACUAUUCAUAUUGUUAAGGUAUCUACAUAAAAUGCAAUGCGAUAAAAUUUAAUCUGAUGUCAAUUACAAUGAUUCUCCAAUCAAACAAAUCCCUGCCUAUCAACUGUUGGUGCCUCGACAAGUGAAUUAUGUAGAUUGUGGAGCCUUCCUUCUAGAAUAUGCAGAAUCGUUCUUGUCCAAUCCAAAUUAUCUCCUAUCAGAUUUCGAAUCCCCAGAAGGCAUUUACAAAUUGAAACUCUUCCCAAGGACACUCGUUAACAAAAAGAGACUCCUAAUGAAACAAUUACUGAUUGAACUGGUUGAAUUGGGCAAGGAACAGGCUCUGGUGAAUUACAAAUAAAGAAGAUAGGAAAUAAUUGAGAGUUGCUGUAAAUAAUGAAUGCAUCAUCCUAUUAGAUACAAAUGAAGACGAAUACGAUAAGAUAGACUAGGAUUUGUUCAAAGAGUUCCUGAGUCAGAAGAAUUCCAUCAGUGUGAACAGUGAAUAGUAAAGAUCUAUGUUACUGGACUUUUACAUGAAUCCGCAAUAAAAUUAUUAUGAAUAAUGA